AUGUUUCCCAGUUCUGGACGUGUUCAAACAGACACACCGGCUCAGAGCCCACCCCCGGUGAGGAAUGUCUUUGGUGGUCACCUUAAUAUUGCAUACAAUCAGCCAGCAGAAUCUGUCUUUGCGUCUGCCAAGGAGUAUGCUUCUGCACCGGCUUCUGCUCCUGGCUCGAACAACUUUCGGUUUCCAACUCAAGGUCCAGCCAAGAAACAGGGGAAUGAUUUGAAGGCAACACAGCAUGACUUGUUCAACAAAGAGAAGUACAGUGAUAUGACCAUCAAAUGCAAGACGCGCGAGUGGAAGUGCCAUCGAGCAAUCUUAUGUCCCAGAUGUCCGUUCUUUGAAGCAGCAUGUGGAGGCCAAUUUACGGAGGCGUCUACCCGCGAGAUCGACCUUUCGUGCGACGACGAAAACGCCCUAGGUAUCAUGCUCCAAUAUCUAUACACCUACGAGAUCUUGAACCAUGGCCUCACCACUGCAACAUCCUUCCAACUCUUCAUCCUGGGGGACAAGUACGAGCUCGAAGAGAUCCGCGACACGGGCAUGCAAAACCUCUCCAAAGAGAUCACUAAUCUGACCGCCGCCGACGGUCAGUGGGCAGCAGAAUGGUACCCGCAAAUCAGUCAGCUGCAGCAGCGCGGUGCGGAGAAGCUGAAGGGACAGCUGGCCAACGCAAUUGCCAAGCACGCAAGGGAGAUGAUCAAGCACGAAAACGUCAGGGAGCUGGUUGCGAGUGAUGGCGCAUUGGCUGUGCUGUUGGUGGAGAAGCUAGCCAAUCCGCCCUCUGCCAUGUUUGGGCUGUCGAACGAUGUGCCCGCUUUCUCGAAUUGGUUGGGCAAUCAGGGAGCGUCGCCGAGCGUCCCCGAGUCCCAGACCUUGAAUCUGGCAUAUUGCCACAUCACCAAUGAGUCAGGAUAUCUUGUGUGGCGAAUUGCUGGCAUCGAUCGGUAUGGAAACAUUGCUGGAACUGAAUUGAGCUGGCUAUCGGGAGGAAGCGGGACGCUCGCUCCAGCGACUGCAUAA
This is a messenger RNA of Endocarpon pusillum Z07020, 1020 nucleotides long. RefSeq lists its product as uncharacterized. The coding region runs from base 1 to 1020 and encodes 339 amino acids. The transcript has 4 exons. Gene Ontology annotation, molecular function: ubiquitin protein ligase binding. Gene Ontology annotation, biological process: proteasome-mediated ubiquitin-dependent protein catabolic process; regulation of proteolysis. Gene Ontology annotation, cellular component: cytoplasm. Lineage: Eukaryota; Fungi; Ascomycota; Eurotiomycetes; Verrucariales; Verrucariaceae. The record is from RefSeq and is a predicted model, not a curated record.